GUGCCUUGCUCAAGGCGCCGGUCCCUCAGUCCUCGACCAGGGGCCCGGACCUCGCGUACACCACGCGGCACGAGCGGCCACCCAGUGUUCACGUCCACGGUGCAAGUCACCGCGGCGCUGCGAAGCGCACGGGCCGAAAGAACAAGAGAUUCGGGUGGCGCUCGCAGUCUGCCUUGGCCACCGCCGCAACGACCACGGUUGCGGCGGACGACGCGGACUCGACGUCGGACAGCGUGCCGCCGGCCACCCGGCAGCCGCUUGUCAUGGAGACGACGCCCAGCGCUGCCGAAGUCACGACGGCGACCACGUCCACGCCCGCUUCGCUGCCGCCGGCACUGACCGUGACCGGCGGCGACAUCGCACAAAACGGAACGUUCAACUCAUCGGCGAACCUCGACGAGUACGAGGAAGUGGUCGAGUACUACUACGUGUACGACGAGAACGAGACGUCGAUGUCGAGCAAGCAGCGGCCGACACAAUACGCCAAGCUUGCUAUUCCAAUAAACCGGUGAU
Messenger RNA from Rhipicephalus sanguineus (brown dog tick), 513 nucleotides. RefSeq lists its product as uncharacterized. The annotation marks the transcript as partial. Lineage: Eukaryota; Metazoa; Arthropoda; Arachnida; Ixodida; Ixodidae. The record is from RefSeq and is a predicted model, not a curated record. The transcript has 2 exons.